AUGUCGAAUAACAGCUUCACCCUCUCUGCCGGCCCCGGCACUGAUGUCUGGAAGAAGCCCCCCACGACCAACAUCUACAACGCCCCCGUCCAUGCUCUCCCAGCCAAGAACCUGAGCGAGUUCAAGUCCGCCAAAAUCACCUUCUCGGCAGACUGGUCAGAGCAAUACGACCAAGCCGGCCUCAUCUUCACCUUUGACUCCGUCUCCGGCACUCGCGAACGGAGAUGGAUCAAGACCGGCCUGGAGUACUACAACGGCACCCCUCAACUCAGCACAGUCUCUUGUGACCGCUGGGCCGACUGGAGCAUCAGCCCCUUGACCGCUUUCGAGGAUUCCAAGAGCAUCACCGUGACAAUCGAAAAAGGCCGCGAUGGUCUCGGCCUCGGUUUCUGGGUCUACUAUAUCAAACAGGACGGCACCAAGGAGCCGCUGCGCGAGAUCUGCUGGGUCUACGGCGACGACGACUCAUCAGGCAAGGACUGGAACCUCACUAUUGGUGCCCUGGUGGCCCGGCCCGCCAAGGAUGCCAAGGACGAUCUUGUCGUUCAGUUCAAGGACUUUGACGUGCAAUGGUCCACCUAA
Messenger RNA from Colletotrichum chrysophilum, 582 nucleotides. RefSeq lists its product as uncharacterized. The transcript has 2 exons. Bases 1 to 582 code for a protein of 193 amino acids. The record is from RefSeq and is a predicted model, not a curated record. Lineage: Eukaryota; Fungi; Ascomycota; Sordariomycetes; Glomerellales; Glomerellaceae.